GCGGGUUUGAACGGUGGCGGGCGCCGGAGCUGCCCGGGCCAUGGCGCCAAUGGAGCCCGUCCUGACAGGUGUUUCAGCAUUUGUAGAAGUUUGGUCAUCUAACAGAACAGAAAAUUACUCAAAAACCUUUGAACAGCAACUUCUUGAUAUGGGAGCCAAAGUCUCAAAAACUUUGAACAAACACGUGACCCAUGUAGUCUUCAAGGAUGGACGUUUCACUACGUGGAAAAAAGCACAGAAGUUGGGUGUAAAAACAGUCUCUGUACUUUGGGUGGAAAAGUGUCAAGAAACUGGAGUACAUGUUGAUGAAUCCUUAUUUCCUGCAGUGGACACUAAUGAAGGAUUUCCACUACUGAUCAAAAAACACAAAUGUAUGCAGCCAAAAGAUUUUGUUGAAAAAACUCCAGAAAAUGAUAGAAAGCUUCAGAGAAGACUGGACCAGAUGGCUAAAGAUUUAGCUCUACAAAAGACAGCAAUUAAUGCUGGUAAGGAUGUACCAGUUUUAUUGUUUGAAGACAAUGGUUCACUUAUAUACAGUCCUGUUAAUAAGAUGAAAGAUCAAUGCAAUGCAAUUGAAAGAGGAAUGAAGGAUAUGAAGAAAAAAAGAGAAAAUCUUUCUCCUACUGGAGAACAAAUGGAAGACUGCUUGAACUCAAGUUAUGAUUGUCUUUGGGGAACUGAGAAAUUAAAGAGACAGAAAACAGAGAUAAUAGAACACUCCUGUGAUACUUGGACUGAUACUCUUGUAUCCAGGAGUGCAUCAGUGAAUUCUCCAUCACAGGGCAAUGAGCGAAAGAGCUUAACACCAAAACGGCAUACCAGAAGUAGUUCAACAAAGAAACGGAUUAUACAGCACACUUUGGAUGACAAAUUAUCUAUAGAAAAGAAACAAUCAAACUUUCCAAAGAAAAAUCAGAAGAAUGAAAAGAGCAAGACUACUUCAAGUGCAAAUGAAAGUUCUCUUCUCAGGGACUUCGAUCGUAUUACUCCUUCCAAAAAAUUAGUGCAGCUGAAUACUGUUCCUUCUUUAAUUGACAGUCUCUCUAGUUCACCUAUGAAUAGUGAAGACUUGAAUACAUGUUCACUGGAUAAAAGCUUCCCUGUUUACAAAAAUGAUAGUAUUCUUGAAGAUAAGAGGAAGAAACUACAACCACUGCCUAGUUUGAAGCUGGUUACCUCAGAACUAGGUGCAUCAGGGUCUAAAGGGCUCUUGCAACAUGUUACUACAUAUAGCAAGUCGUUUUGUACUGACGAGGCUUCUUAUGAAGACUUCUUUUCAUCAUCUAAUUUAAAUAAAAAUGAAGUACAGUUAAGAGUACCAAAUGAAUCACAGAGUCAUCCUGAAGUUUGUUGCAAAGACUCUUUUACAAGCAAGAAUUUCUGUCAUGUGAGUUUCUCUAAGGCACAUAAUACUACCAAGAAAAGUAGGAAAAGCUCUAUCUCAGUGAAUGAUUUUCCAGUAAAGAAAAAAUUCAAACCAGCUAAACGUCCUAGAAGCAUGUUAUUAAAUGUAUCAGAUGGCACUGCAGAAGUUCUAGAUUCUGAUGAUGUGAAUAGGCUGCCUCAGCAUGCUCAGGAAGAAUCCUACAGAAACAAUGUGAAUUACUAUGCUCAUACUACUGCUCCAAGAAACACCUACUCAAACUUAGAAGGAAGAAAAAAUGCAUUUUGAGGUUGGACACCUUCUUUCCGGGGUUGGUUCUGUGGUCUUUGGAACUAGGCCAUUGGAUUUCAGAGGAACCAUAUGAGCUUUCAUCCAGCUUUCCUGCAGCUCCUGUAAGUUUAAUGGUCCUUUAAGCUUCUGAAACUUCUUUUGUUUAUCUGGGAAAUAACUGGCCCUCUAAACAGGUUUUGUGAUCAAGAAAGCCUACUAGAAAAAAUAUUUUUUAAAGCAAGUACUGUAAGGAGUUACCUUCUCCUUUGCCCACUUCUUUUUGAAGUGUGUGCAAAAACUCUGGUAUUCAUGGAAAAUGCAAAAAAUUGAUCCACCAAUUAACAUCUGAAUAAGCCAAGAUCUUCUUGAAGUAUAAAUAUACUUUAAUUUUAUUUCUACCUGUGCUUGUAUAUAAAAUGGAGAGGCAUGCUAUUGCCAGAUGGAAGGAUUUGCAGGUCACGGACUCAAUUUUUUUGGUCCAGAAACUUCUUGGAAAAUGGAAAAUUACUGUGGCCUUCUAGAACUGCUAAGUAGGAAAAAAUGAAGCAUUUUUCCUGCCUCUAAUGAUCAUUCUCAAAUACUGAAUCAGGAACAAAUGCAAAAGUGUGCAUGUGGGGGCAUUGUGUACCUGUGCAGACCUGUGAGUAUCUGCACUUCAUAUGUUCUAAUUGAUUAAACAGUAAUUUUAUUUUUUAAAUAAA
Messenger RNA from Empidonax traillii (willow flycatcher), 2355 nucleotides. RefSeq names its product microcephalin 1 (gene MCPH1). Bases 41 to 1672 code for a protein of 543 amino acids. Gene Ontology annotation, biological process: mitotic cell cycle. The record is from RefSeq and is a predicted model, not a curated record. The transcript is spliced from 9 exons. NCBI's taxonomy places the organism in Eukaryota, Metazoa, Chordata, Aves, Passeriformes, Tyrannidae.